AUGGGUAACCGUGAAUCGUCCACGAAGGAAGAGGACGGGAAGCCGAAAGAGAACGACCAGCCACGUCUCUAUCAAUACGUUGACAUUCAUGGCGGCGGUGAUUUGAUACCGUUCAUGUGGCAAGCUAAAAAUAGCAACGAUUUCUCACAAAUUAAUGAUUUAAUUGAUUCGAAGAUUAAAAAUUUCAUGUAUAAUUCGGGUAAAGGCAAAAUGGUGGCAGUUUCUGAAUUGGUCAAAAUUCGCAAUAAAGAGCGCAAUGCAAUGUUAAGUGCAUUGAAACGUAAAAAAGGGAAGGGUAAAAGUGGUCCAAACAUUUUGGAUGAUUUCAAUCAGGAAGGAGAAAAUCAAGGCGAUUUAAAAAAAGCAUUAAAACUUCUGGAAGGUGGGGGACGACGUGGUGACAUGGAUUCGAAGUAUCGUGAAGUGGUAUGGAAAUUAGAGGAACGCGGUAAUAUGGGCGAGAAUCUUGUCGGUCUAUGCUUAUUGCAAGGAACCGCAACACACAAUCAUUUAGCCCGUCAUUUAAUCAAAUUGUAUCCAAAACUUGUCAACGAUAUUUUCAUCAGUGAAAAUUACUAUGGAUUGUCACCGUUGCAUCAAGCCAUAAUGAACGAAGAUCCAUCAAUGGUCAGUUUUCUUCUACAACAAGGCGCAAAUGUCAAUCAACGCUGUUACGGUGCAUCAUUCUGUCCCGACGAUCAGAAAAGCAGUCGGACUGAUUCGUUGGAGCACGAAUAUGUUGAACUCAGUCUGAAAACAUGCUAUUCUGGAAAGAUGUAUUUCGGCGAAUAUCCAUUAUCAUUUGCUGCUUGCAUUAAUCAAAUAGACUGUUUUCGGUUAUUGGUUGCAAAAAAGGCUGACCUGAACCAGAAGGAUACAAAUGGAAAUACGGUUCUCCAUCUUGCUGUAAUUCAUGAACAUCCGGAAAUGAUCAAACUGUCUUACGAUAUGGGUGCUAAGCUACAAAUUGUUAACAAGCAGAAUUUAACUCCGCUCACUUUGGCGGCGCAUUUGGGAAAAAAAGAAAUCUUCGAAUUAAUCCUAAAAUUAGAAGCCGAUGUUGUUUGGAUAUACGGUAAUGCGUGCAGUUACGCAUAUCCGUUAGCUCGUAUUGAUACGAUAAGUCAAGAAACGGGAGAAAUGAAUGAAGAUAGCGCCUUAUCACUUACUGUUUACGGAGAAACAACGAAACAUUUAGAGCUUCUCGAUGGAUUGUUGGAAGAAUUACUGGAAGCUAAAUGGGAAUCAUUUGGACGUCGAUAUUUGACAUUAUCAUUUUCGUGUUUUGUGGUUUAUUUCAUAUUUGUUUUCAUGGCUUUCAUGUGUCGGCCAUUUUCGAUGACAACAAAGGUGCUCUAUCACGGUGAAGAAAUUUACGGUGUCAAUACAUCCAUCCCAUGCAACACCACUUCAUUUGAUAAUCCAUGUUCUAAUUCAACUUAUACCAUAAUUGAUUAUAUGCUUCUCAAAGCCACAACACUGCAAUCAUUUUCAUCCUAUGCUGCAAAGAAGCAAGUUUCAUGGACAUUAAAAAAUUUCGAAGAAGCUUGGUAUCAUUCCGACCUCUGCCAUCUGUGGCGAUAUACUGACGCAGGGUGGCAGCAGUAUGUUCGACUGGUUGCUGAACAAAUGGUAGUAUUAAUGGCAUUGCUUCAAAUCGUUCGUGAUGUCAUGGACAUGAAAAAUGUUGGUCGAAGACGAUGGUGGCGUGUUAUGAAAUCAUUUCCGGCUAAAGUUGCUUACAAAAUUUCAUUUAUUCUUAUUAUAUUAAUCGUACCGAUACGAUUGGGAUGUGUACUGUGCUCAGCGAUGCUUCUAUUCGAAAACAUUCUCUCUUUGAUGAUCGUUCUAUUAACUGGUGCACAUUUCUUGUUUUAUACAAGAGCUUUAAAAUUUAUUGGACCAUUUGUUUUGAUGAUUUAUACUAUACUUUCACGUGAUAUAAGCCGUUUUAUGCUUAUCUAUUCAAUAUUUCUCAUCGGAUUCUCGCAAUCAUUUUAUGUAAUUUUUGGAGCUUGCGAACGAGAAAGCAAGACGAAAUACGGUAUUCAAUCCACUCAUUGGGAAAAUAUUUUGGAAACUCCGUUUGAAGCUAUCAUGCGAUUGUUUAUUAUGACCAUUGGCGAAUUUACCAUUUUCUAUCGGUCACUGAAUACAUGCGAGGAAAGAAUGAUGCGAAUGAUUGGUAAGUUUUUAUUCACAAUAUUUGAAUUAUUUAUUAGUAUCAUGCAGUUUAACUUACUAAUUGCUAUGAUGACACGAACUUACGAAACUAUUUCGAGAACAUCUACCGAGUGGAAAAGACAAUGGGCUCAAGUAAUUUUAUUCUUGGAGUUAUCACUGAAGCCGAAAGAGCGCCUUAUUGCAAUGCUGAAAUAUUCUCGUCCAAUUGGUACGGAUAAAACAAAGCGUUCAUUUGUUGUUGCCCGAAAAACUACGAGUGAGUCGAUGUCACAGACUGAAAAGCAAUUAAUGGAACAACAGGAACGUGAUUUGCGUGAAGAAAAACGAGCAUUGCUAAAGAGACGUUUGAAGGAAUUGAAUACAUCAGAUGGUCGAAGACCAUCACAUUUAUCAACGUCAUCAAGAAAUAUCACUGAGGGGAAAAACGAUUGGUGA
This is a messenger RNA of Acanthocheilonema viteae, 2619 nucleotides long. NCBI's taxonomy places the organism in Eukaryota, Metazoa, Nematoda, Chromadorea, Rhabditida, Onchocercidae. The record is from the annotation of a GenBank genome assembly.